Photinus pyralis (common eastern firefly) is the source of this 685-nucleotide messenger RNA. RefSeq lists its product as uncharacterized. Lineage: Eukaryota; Metazoa; Arthropoda; Insecta; Coleoptera; Lampyridae. The record is from RefSeq and is a predicted model, not a curated record. Gene Ontology annotation, biological process: regulation of synaptic transmission, cholinergic; positive regulation of voltage-gated potassium channel activity; sleep. Bases 92 to 568 code for a protein of 158 amino acids. The transcript is spliced from 3 exons.
CCAAGUUAACUUUUCGUCCGUCAGUUGUGGGCUCGCCACGUUAAGUUUAGCACGAGAACCGGAUUUUGUAUUUUUUUUAAAAGUCCCCAAGAUGAAUUCGUUGGCGUUUUGUUUCGUAACUGCACUUUUGCUGGUGUUUAUCAAAACUAGUUAUUCGUUGCAAUGUUGGGAAUGUACCUCCGAUAGUUAUGGACGUUGCGCGGAUCAUUUUAAUACGACACUAUUCCCGAGGCAGGCGUUUGUUUACAAUGCGGUAACAGGUAAUCCGCGUGUUGUGAAUUGUGAUGGGGGAUCCUCCCAGUAUGGACAAUACAGCUACCAAAGGCACGUCUGCAUGAAGAGGGUCGAAACUGAUCGAAGACUCGGCAGGACGACGUACUCCAGGCACUGCCACACUUUGGUCGGCAACGAAAGGGUAGGCACGUGCCCCACGCACAUAACCAACCCCGAUAUCGUCGUCGACUUUUGCGAAUAUUGCGAUACGCACGAGUGUAAUGGUGGCCUAAGCGUGACGAGUACGAUGUGGAGCUUAAUUCCGGCCGCGAUGGCCCUAGUUUUGUUGAAGUAGAUGCGAGAGACGUACAAAAUGCUUUUCCAUUUUCAUUGACCUACAUUCCACACUUUCACAUACGAGUAGACUUAGGUCUUUUAUAUUUGACUUGUACAUAUAGCAAUUAAUCCCUUU